AAUCAAUAUAAGACGACGCGUGAACGAUACCUGCAAGUCGCUAGAACUCAGCGCUGGCCUUUAGCUAUAGUAACGUUUUAUCUUUUCACACCUUCGCAUGUGCAAAUUUUAGAUCGAACGCGAAAUAUACAGUACUAUUUUGUAUUAGAACGAACGCGAAACUCACAAAAACACGGUUAUUAAAUUGUUUGAAAUUGUUUUACGAUUUCAAAUUUAACGCUCUCCAUAAGUUUAAGGAUUUAUAAUUUUCAAAGAUGCAUAUACGAGUGAUUGUAUCCAUAUUUGUUGCGUUUGUGCUGAUUGUUGUCAAUUUUUGUGCUACAACUGAGGCGAGAAAAGUGAUCUUCUAUAAUCAACAGCCCUCUGUGCAGAAAAGUCAGUUGCUUUCGACGCAGAUAAUGUCGCAACCAUGUCCAAGGGGCAAAAUGCGAGAUCAUCGCAAUCGGUGUAGACGUGCCGUUAUAUUUAGUAGAAAACAAAAAUAAAAGCCGCACGGUAUACACUCAUUGUCGAUUAGCAUGCUUGGAAUCAUUGCCAGUGAGUGUUAUCAUAUCGAAUUCAUCGAAUGGAACUGUUAUCACUCAAGAUCCCAUGCCGCUGCGUUGUCUUUGGCGAAGACAUAAGCCAGUGGACGGCUUUAUUUUAUAAGUUUAUGUUUAUAUUUUAUGUUUUAUGUAUAUGAAAAUUAAACAUAUAUACUUUUUUAUAGUCAAUAAGUAUGUGUCUGUGCGAGUGUGUCAAUAAUUAUUGCUUGUAUUUAUGGUUGUGAAUGUUAGAAAGUAAGAAUUGUAAAAAAAAUAUAGAAGGAGCAUUGUAAUAAAAUAUUUUUGUACGGUAUGUGUCAAGUAAACCACUACAAACGUAUGCAUAUACAAUUCGAUAUAUAUAAAUUUCUGUUAAAGUACAAUUAAUCGUUUUUUUUAAUUUUUGAUUAUUCUGUAACACGUAAUAAUAGAAUAAGCAAGACAUAUGAACGAUUACUUACAACUAUUUAUAGUGUAAUAAAU
This is a messenger RNA of Bactrocera dorsalis (oriental fruit fly), 1007 nucleotides long. RefSeq lists its product as uncharacterized. Bases 255 to 485 code for a protein of 76 amino acids. Lineage: Eukaryota; Metazoa; Arthropoda; Insecta; Diptera; Tephritidae. The transcript has 2 exons. The record is from RefSeq and is a predicted model, not a curated record.